ACUGUCGAUUUUAUGUUAUCGAUUAUUCUUAAAUAGUUAUUGCUAUUAAUUCUUGUGAUUUGUUUAUUGUUUGUCAAAUUUUGUAAAAGGGAGAAUGAAAAACUAUUACUGGCGAAAAAGGCGCGGUGAAGAAGAGUGCACUGAAAGAAGAUAAGGAAUUCAUCUUUUAUAUCUUUGUGUUAACAAAGAUACACAAAAGUUAUUAUAUUCUUUUAAAAAAUUUACAGGCGCUAAGUUUUCAUACCAAAAUGAAUUUUAAUACUCAAAUAUAAAACACCAAUCUGGAAACCCUAACGAGUUUUGUAUUUGGUGUUCAAAAUCCAGUGGAAUCUUGGCGUCCGGGAAAUCCCAAUAACAUUUUAAAAUUCAUUUUGAUACACCAUUUGAGUACGUCCAAAGUCUCAUCUCGGUAUCAGCGAAUCAAAUCGUUAACCUAACCUCAAACCUUGGAAGAAGGAGCAUCAUCAACUGGCUAAAAAACCGUAAGUCCUAAAUAAUGGCUACAUCUUCCUUACAGGGUCAACCACAAAACCAACAAAAAGAGCAACCCAUAAAUACACUACAAACUUGCCCAACAUGUAACAAACCAACACGCUCAUGCUGUAUUAGUUGCAGCAAAUGCCACAAACUCUUUCACUUCGAGUGUGCUCGUGUCACCAAUAUUUUGCAAAUAUAUACCUGCUCAUCAUGUUCUCAAAGUUCUAGCCCAGCAAGUCCCACUCACUCUGUACGCAGUCAUUUAAGCAUUUCUUCCGAUAAAUCACUGAACCGCAGACAAAACUUGCUACUACAACGCCUUGAGGAAGAAAAACAGCUUGCGAUUGAACGAGACCGCGAAUUUUUGAAUCGAAAAUACCAAAUAUUAGAACAAUUCGCAGACCACAGCGACAACGAAAGUUCCCUGGUAGAUUCUGUUAGUGAGUGGCUAAAUACUCAGCCUGCAGCAUAUUCCAACGACACCACACAAGAUUUGUUUGCCAACCACUUCGAUGAAAAUACUUACCAUAAUUUACCAACUGCUAGCUCUAAUGCUGCGUUUAUAGACAAUUACAAUCCGUCAUUAACAAUUACUAACAGCGGCCAUCAGACAGUAACACGACACCAACCAGAUAUAGCCCAUAAUAUGUCGAGCAACACAGCUCGGCCCGCCUUCACAUCUACACUCAACAAUAAUGCAACAUUUAUUAAUAAGCCUUCAUCCCAAAGUUCUCUUUUCCCCGCGAAUUUGCGUGAUAGCGUUCCACCAUCAUUUUUAAAUACACCACAAAAUCUCUCCAGCACUGAUCUCACGUACCAGCAAAUAAAUGCCAGACAGACGGUUCCAAAAGAUUUGCCAGCGUUUGGAGGAAACCCAACAGAAUGGCCUUUGUUUAGUUCCACCUACGAUUGGUCUACGGCAGUCUGCGGCUUAACAGAUGCUGAAAAUUUGGUUCGUCUCCAAAAGGCACUUCGCGGUGAUGCUCUCCAAGCCGUACAGCAUAUAUUGAUUCACCCCUCUUGCGUUGCAACGGCCAUGGCAACAUUAAAGCUUUUGUAUGGACAGCCAGAAAAAAUUCUGCAUUCGCUAAAAAUGAAAAUCCGUAGUUUACCGCCUAUUAAUGCAAAUAAACUGGACACUAUUACCUCAUUCGCAGUGCAAGUGAAAGGCCUUCAAGCGACUAUUGAAGCGUGUGAUCUUUUAGAUGAAUUGAAUAACUCUUCCCUUUUGCAGGAGUUAAUUUCCAAAUUGCCGUCUUACUUCCAAAUUAAUUGGGGAACAUUUAAAAUGAACUUAGCAAAACAAAACAAAAGAGUAAAUCUGUCAGAAUUCUCCAAUUGGAUAUUUGACAUAGGUCUCUCAGCAAGCAGCGUAAACAUUGAGAGCCUAUGUACCUCUGCUGCAGUACCUGUCAUUCAAAGCAAGCAGAGAAACGCUUAUGUUCAUACUCACGCAGAAGAGAACAGCAAUGCGUGCAUGCUAUGUGGUGGUGACUGCAGAAACAUACCUUCUUGUGAGAAAUUUAUUACAGCUGAUCGAGCCCAGAGAUGGGAGAUGGUUAGAGAGUUUCAAUUAUGCAAGCAAUGCCUUCGUAAACACUACGGCCCAUGCAACGCAAAUGUAUGUGGAAAAGAGGGGUGUCAAUAUAAACACCACUGUCUUCUUCACAAAACUCGUCAUAACGAAGGAGCAGAUAAAAACAAACAAGCAACAUCAAUGGAAUCACAAAACAAUGCAAUCGCAGAAAAUUCAACUCAUUCUUGUAACACGCACAGUGCAUCCAUUCACAAUAAUUUCUUUAAGAUUAUCCCCGUAACCAUUUAUGGUAGUGGCGAUAAGCUAUUCAAAACGUAUGCCUUUAUAGACGAGGGGUCUUCUACAAGUUUGAUUGAAGAACAAAUAAUGUAUGAUUUAAAUCUUUCAGGGUCACCCGAACCUCUUUGUUUAAAAUGGACGGGAAAUGUCGAGCGUGAAGAGCAAAACUCCAGUCGUCUUUGUAUUACCCUCGCAGGCCCCAAUCAAAAGAGGUUUAAAGCUGAUGUGAGAACAGUUAAACAUCUAUCGCUGCCUAAACAAACAGUUGACUGCGAAGCGAUUGUCCAAGCAUUUCCCUAUUUGAAAGGCAUUCCUAUUCAAGGGUAUAAAGAUGCAGUACCGCGUAUUCUUAUUGGCUUAAAUAAUUCACGAUUAUGUGUUUCUCAGCGAAUAAAAGAGGGAAAGGCAAAUCAACCGGUUGCAAUUUGUACUCGCUUAGGCUGGCUGUUGUGUGGCUCGUCCAAAGGGAUUUCAUCGGUGGAGUAUCAUCAUUGUCAUGUAUGCGAGUGUAAUGUGGAUUUAGAAAAUAACUUAGAUAAACUAAUCAAAAGAUUUUAUUGCUUGGAAUCAUCUGGUAUUAGCUGCACAAUGAAAGCGUUAAGCGAUGACGACAGUAAAGCAAUUGCAAUUAUGGAAAAAUAUACAAAGCAGAGGCCCGAUUCACACUAUGAAACUGCAUUAUUGUGGCGAGAUGAAAACAAAGUUAUGCCCAACAGCUAUGAGAUGGCAAGAAAAAGAUACUUGUGUCUAGAAAAAAGAUUAAAAGCUGAUAAAGACUUAGAUGCUAUUUUAAAUAAGACUAUUUCUGAAUAUGUUUCUAAAGGCUAUAUAACAAGAGUUACCUCAAAUGAUAUGUUAUCAGCAAAGAAACUCUGGUAUUUGCCAAUUUUUCCGGUGUUCAACAAGAACAAGCCCGGCAAGACCAGAAUCGUUUGGGAUGCCGCCGCAACAGUAAAUGGAGUAUCUCUCAACUCAAUGUUAUUUAAAGGGCCAGAUUUAUUGUCGUCGCUUCCAGAUAUACUUUUUCGUUUUAGGCAAAAGUCUGUGGCCAUUUGCGGUGAUAUAGAACAAAUGUUCCACCAGAUUUUUAUACGGGAGGAAGAUUGUAACGUUCAGCGGUUUUUAUGGCGUGCAGAAGAUGGUGAUGAAGAACCAAAUAUUUUUAUCAUGAAUGUCAUGAUUUUCGGCGCAUCAUGUGCACCAUGUAUUUCACAAUUUGUGAAAAACUUGAAUGCCAAUAAGUAUCGAAAUCAAUUUCCAGCUGCCGCUAAUGCAAUUGUGCAUAAUCACUAUGUGGAUGACUUUUUAGAUUCUGUGGACACAAUUGAAGAGGCAAUCCACCUAGCCAGAAAUAUUAAAUAUGUUCACAGCAAAGCGGGAUUUAAUAUACGAAAUUGGAUCUGUAAUAACAGUGACGUUCUAAAGGCAAUAAAUGGGGAACAUGGUCAAAAUCAGAAGGAUCUUAACUUAGGCAGUGGUGUUGAUACAGAUAAAGUUUUGGGUAUCUUUUGGAGUUCAAGGGACGAUUUUAUUACAUUCAAAGUAUCACCCCACCUUAAAGAGAGCAAUUUAUUUGUAAAAGGCAAAACGCCAACGAAGAGAAACUUGCUAAGAAUUCUUAUGACUAUUUAUGACCCUUUGGGACUCAUUGGUCAUUUCCUUAUGUACUUAAAGAUAGUGUUACAGGAAGUUUGGCGCAGCGGUGUUGGGUGGGACGAAGAAAUCCAUCCACCACAGAUGACUAAAUGGACAAACUGGCUGUCACAUUUGUCAGAAAUAGAAGACAUUAAAAUACCUCGCUGCUAUUUGCAGACGUUUAAAUCUUAUCAUAAUCUAGAUGUGGAGCUACAUACAUUUGCAGACGCUAGCGAAAACGGUUAUGCUGCGAUAUCGUACCUUCGUAUUUCAGACGGCAGUGAGGUGGUAAUUUCUUUAGUCGGAUCUAAAACCAAGGUCGCCCCACUCAAGAUGACAUCCAUACCGCGCCUAGAAUUAAUGGCAGCGCUAAUUGCUUCCAGAUUUGCGACCAGUGUUGUCAAUAGCGCGACCAUUAAUAUACGGCAACGAUAUUUUUGGUCUGAUUCAAAAACUGUCAUUAGCUGGAUAAAAUCAGAUCACAGGAGGUACCACCAAUUUGUCGCAUUUCGGGUUAGCGAGAUAUUAGAACUAACUGAGUUGAGUAAUUGGCGCUGGGUACCGGGUAAACUUAAUGUGGCCGACGAAGCUACUAAAUGGAAGAGGUGCGGGCCAGAUUUAUCAAAUGACAGUAGAUGGAUGAACGGACCCGAUUUUCUCCGAGAACCCCAAGAUGCGUGGCCAACUCAAGUCGAAAUUCAAACCGGCACAGACUGUGAGCAGAGGCAUCACAUAUUGGCUAUUGACGAAGUUAGCAGCUUUGUUAAUAUAGAACGUUUUUCACAGUGGCGGAGGGCUAUGAGAGCUGUGGCGUACGCUAUUCACUACAUAAACAAACUGAGAAAACCCGAUCACCACUGCGAAUUAACCCAAGACGAGCUUAUUAAGGCCGAAACUGUUUUAUUGAAGCAGGCACAGAAGGUGGUCUAUAACGAAGAAAUUGCUCUUUUGAUGAAAGGUGAAAAGGUAAGCAAGUCAAGUGCGAUAUUUAAGUUGUGUGCCUUUGUAGCGGAGGAUGGUGUAUUGCGCAUUGAUGGGAGAAUAGACAGAGCUUCCGUAACAAAGGAGAUGAAGUACCCCGCCAUCUUACCAAAAGACAGCUACAUCACGAUGCUUUUAAUAAUGCACUACCAUUGCAGUUACCGUCAUGGAAACAACGAAACCGCCAUUAAUGAAAUUCGACAAAAGUUUUAUAUACCUCGGCUAAGAACAAUUUUUAAAAAAGUAGUGCGCAAAUGUCAAAUGUGUAAAGUUAAGAAGGCACGGCCUGUCUACCCUCAGAUGGCGAAGCUACCCAGGGCUCGUUUGUCUGCAUAUGUAGCACCGUUUACAUUUACAGGUCUAGAUUUCUUUGGACCCUUACUGGUGACUGUAAAUAGACACAAGGAAAAGCGGUACGGAGCUUUGUUUACAUGCCUAACGAUUCGAGCGGUUCACAUUGAAAUUGUGCAUUCACUCAAUACUAGUUCGUGUAUAUUGGCAAUACGAAAUUUUGUGGCCAGAAGAGGCACACCAAGGGAAAUUUUCAGCGAUAAUGGCACCAACUUUGUUGGUGCCGAAAGAGAGUUGCGUGAAGCUAUAAAACAAAUGGAUUCCAAUGAGUUUGUUCGCCAUUUUACAACAGCAACGACGAAGUGGAACUUCAAUCCACCUUCAGCACCUCACAUGGGCGGGGUAUGGGAGCGUAUGGUGCGCUCCGUCAAAACAGUUCUCUACCGCAUUAUGCCAACAAGGUCGCCCAAUGAUGAAACUCUUGUGAGUAUGAUGUCCGAGGUGGAGAAUAUAAUAAAUUCUAGGCCCCUGACGUAUGUCCCAAUAGAUAACGAAAGUCAAGAGGCAUUAACUCCUAACCAUUUGCUUUUGGGGAGUUCCAAUGGCAUGAAGCCGCUAGUUGAAUAUGAUGAUAGUGUGCACGUUCUUAAAAGCAGUUGGUUGGAAACUCAGCAGUUCGCACAAAGAUUUUGGAGACGGUGGUUAGCCGAGUAUUUGCCCUCACUCACUUGCCGGUCAAAGUGGUUUGAAAAAUCUAAGCCGUUGAGGGUUGGUGACUUGGUGGUUGUGGUUGACCCUGCUAAUCCUCGAAAUGUGUGGCCUAGAGGAAAGGUUCUGAGUACAAAAAUGGCAGAGGAUGGACAAGUUCGGAGUGCUAAGAUAAUGACAUAUUGUGGAGUUCUUGAGAGGCCGGUUGCAAAAUUGGCUGUUCUCGACGUGGCUCAGGUUGAAGAGUAAGGCUGCGACAUGAUGUCUUGUCAUACUGCGGGGUGGUGUUACCGCCACUGUCGAUUUUAUGUUAUCGAUUAUUCUUAAAUAGUUAUUGCUAUUAAUUCUUGUGAUUUGUUUAUUGUUUGUCAAAUUUUGUAAAAGGGAGAAUGAAAAACUAUUACUGGCGAAAAAGGCGCGGUGAAGAAGAGUGCACUGAAAGAAGAUAAGGAAUUCAUCUUUUAUAUCUUUGUGUUAACAAAGAUACACAAAAGUUAUUAUAUUCUUUUAAAAAAUUUACAGGCGCUAAGUUUUCAUACCAAAAUGAAUUUUAAUACUCAAAUAUAAAACACCAAUCUGGAAACCCUAACGAGUUUUGUAUUUGGUGUUCAAAAUCCAGUGGAAUCUUGGC
This is a messenger RNA of Stomoxys calcitrans (stable fly), 6539 nucleotides long. RefSeq lists its product as uncharacterized. Gene Ontology annotation, molecular function: nucleic acid binding. The transcript has 3 exons. The record is from RefSeq and is a predicted model, not a curated record. Gene Ontology annotation, biological process: DNA integration. NCBI's taxonomy places the organism in Eukaryota, Metazoa, Arthropoda, Insecta, Diptera, Muscidae. The coding region runs from base 497 to 6157 and encodes 1886 amino acids.